CUUGUCUCUUUUCCGAUCCCCUCAUCAUAUCUCUUUCUUUUCUCCCUCACCCGCCAUUUUUCUCCUUCCUUUGUUCUCAUUCUUGAUGAGAUCAAAGGUGUAAAGAUUGCAGAUACAUCACAGAUUUCGUGUUUGUCAUCAAGAAUCAGAGAGAGAGAGAGAGAGAGGAGGGAGGAAUUAGAAGGUACGUAGGUUAGAGGGACGUGAUGGGGAGUUACAAUUAUUACAAGAUGUUCGGAUGCUUUAACCGGAAGUUCAAGGUGAGCGAGUCGCAGCCGCCGCCGGAUGUGAGGGAGGCGUUCUGGCGGUACACGGAUGGGGGUUCCAGCAUGACGGCGGAGCAGCUGUUGAAGUUCUUGGUGGAGUACCAGAAGGAAGAGAGCAGCACCGCUGAGGAUGCGGAGGCUAUCAUGCAACAUGUCUUCCAUCACCGCCACCAUACCGACAAGCGCCACACCUUUACCCUUGAGGACUUUUUCUAUUUCCUAUUCCAAGAUGAGCUCAAUGGCCCCAUUGAUCCUCGGGUACACCAUGAUAUGACUGCUCCCUUGCAACAUUAUUUCAUAUACACAGGUCACAACUCCUACUUGACUGGAAACCAACUGAGCAGUGACUGCAGUGAAAUCCCAAUCAUAAGAGCUCUAGAAAAUGGUGUGAGGGGCAUAGAGCUUGAUUUAUGGCCGAAUUCUACCAAAGACAACAUCAAUGUACUUCAUGGAAGGACUCUAACGACGCCAGUGCCACUCCUCAAAUGCUUGAAGUCUAUUAAAGAGCACGCUUUCGUUAAGUCGCCCUAUCCGGUUAUAAUCACUUUGGAGGAUCACCUCACACCAGAGCUUCAAGCUAAAGUGGCAGAAAUGGUUACACAAGUUUUCGGAGAAAUGUUGUACUCCCCUGAGUCAGGGAUCUUGGAGGAAUUUCCUUCUCCCGAAGCCUUAAAGCACAAAAUUAUACUCUCCACGAAACCACCCAAGGAGUACCUUGGAUCCAACAGCAACAAGGAGGGAGAAUUAGGUUCCUCGCCGGGGGGAAAAUAUUGGUCGGAUGAAGAACUUGAAGCUGACUACAAGGAAAAUCAAAGUGAGAGUGAAGAUUGUGAAGAUGAAGAUAUCGACAACAUGCAACAAAAGUCGGGCCCUCUUGCUGCGCCGGAAUACAAACGUCUCAUUGCCAUUCACGCAGGGAAUGCCAAGAAGAGGAGCUUGAGAGAAGUACUCAACAUCACGGUUGAUAGAGCUAGUCGACUUAGUGUGAGCGAGCAGGAACUUGAAAGGGCUGCAGCCUUGUACGCUACCGAUGUCGUUAGGUUCACCCAGAAGAACAUAUUACGAGUGUACCCUAAGGGAACACGAGUAACUUCUUCAAAUUUUAGACCAAUUAUUGGAUGGAUGCAUGGAGCCCAGAUGGUUGCCUUCAAUAUGCAGGGGUACGGAAAAUCCCUAUGGAUGAUGCAUGGAGUGUUCAGAUCGAACGGAAACUGUGGUUAUGUGAAAAAACCCGACAUGCUGAUGAAGAGAGGUCCGAACGGCGAGGUCUUUGAUCCCAAAUUGCCUAUCCCUGUCAGGACAACAUUGAAGGUAAUUGUGUACAUGGGAGAUGGCUGGCGAUUGGAUUUCAGCCACACGCACUUUGAUGCUUAUUCACCACCGGACUUCUAUACUAAGUUAUACAUACUCGGUGCACCUGCCGAUGUUGCCAAGGGCAAGACAAGGAUAAUAGAAGACGACUGGGCGCCAUACUGGGAUCAACCUUUUACGUUCCCGUUAAGAUUCCCAGAACUGGCUCUACUACGAAUAGAAGUCCGUGAGUACGAUAGGUCAGAUAAGGAUGAUUUUGGAGGGCAGACAUGUCUGCCUGUCCGAGAGCUGAAACCCGGCAUACGAUCAAUACCGUUGUACGAUAAGAAGGGUAAUAAGUUUAAAUCCGUGAGACUUCUCCUGCGGUUUCAUUUUGAAUGAAACUAAAUUUUCUGUUUUCUACAAUGGUGGGCGUAUGCUCUUAACAAUUGUAUGUCCAAACUCUUUUUUUCUGUCUGUACAGUAUAGUUGUUGUAUUUGGUAUAAACAACAUAGAAGAGUAGGAGUAUGAUGAGUUUUUCUUAUGUUUGCAAUUGAUUGCUUAUCAAGCAACAUCUUUAUGAUCGCGGGGUAAUAUAUUAUUAGCCCACUCACUAGGACACCUAAUCAUAGCAUCUCUGAGAAAAAUUAUUCUCGGCUUCAUGUUUACCAGUCCAGCAGUCGUUGCCAACUGAGGUAGGGUACAAUCACUCCAUAAGAGUUGGUCGACAAUGUACACUAUAUAAAAAAUGGUCUGACAAUCGCCCUCCCCAGGAGGUUCUUCUCAUA
Messenger RNA from Sesamum indicum (sesame), 2345 nucleotides. Its product is annotated as phosphoinositide phospholipase C 6. Gene Ontology annotation, biological process: release of sequestered calcium ion into cytosol; phosphatidylinositol-mediated signaling; lipid metabolic process. Gene Ontology annotation, molecular function: phosphatidylinositol-4,5-bisphosphate phospholipase C activity. Gene Ontology annotation, cellular component: plasma membrane. The record is from RefSeq and is a predicted model, not a curated record. NCBI's taxonomy places the organism in Eukaryota, Viridiplantae, Streptophyta, Magnoliopsida, Lamiales, Pedaliaceae.